UGCGGCUCAGUGUUUCUCCUCCGAGUUUCUCUCUCUCUCUGUUGUCUUAAAAACAAACAAAUCUUAGCGGAGAAAAAACCCAGCUCGAUUUACUGAACCAACUACUCCCUCUAUCCCUCAAAGAAUUCAGAUCUGAACUCGAUACUUUUCAUCAAUCUCUUUUGCUAAAGGCAUUGGCUAUGCGAGAUUUUGGGUGGUUAAAUUAAAGAAUGGCAAAAUCAAGGCAGCAUUUUGCUAACCAGGAUGCAUCAUUGUCACCCACUGCUGGAAGAUCAAGGGAAUGGGAUGGCCCAUCAAGAUGGUCUGAAUACUUAAAUUUGCAAGUGACUUCCCCGAUGACAGCUAGGAGUCACAGGAAUGUGAGUUCUGAUGGACAGGCUCAGAGUUCAAGCGGGUCACAUAAGGGUUUGAACAUGCAGUAUGUAGUUCAACUUACCCAAGUUGCUGAAGGCCUAAUGGCUAAAAUGUAUAGAUUGAAUCAAAUCUUGGACUUCCCAGACUCGGUGAAUCAUGUAUUUUCAGAAGCAUUUUGGAAGGCAGGUGUUUUCCCCAACUGUCCCAGGAUUUGUGUAUUGCUCUCAAAGAAGUUUCCAGAGCAUCAUAUCAAAUUGCAACUGGAACGUGUUGAUAAGGUUGCUUUAGAUGCACUGCAUGAAAAUGCUGAAGUUCAUUUACAAAGCUUAGAGCCAUGGGUUCAGCUGCUUCUUGACUUGAUGGCAUUUCGGGAACAAGCUUUGCGACUUAUAUUGGAUCUAAGCAGCACAGUUAUUACCUUGUUACCUCAUCAGAACUCACUCAUACUACAUGCGUUCAUGGAUCUCUUUUGUUCCUUUGUCCGUGUUAAUCUCUUUUCUGAGAAGAUGCCAAGGAAAAUGAUGCUGCAAAUGUAUAACCUUUUGCAUGCCAUGUCAAGAAAUGAUAGAGAUUGUGAUUUUUAUCAUCGGUUGGUUCAAUUCAUAGACUCUUAUGAUCCACCAUUGAAGGGGUUACAUGAAGAUUUGAAUUUUGUGAGCCCCCGUAUUGGAGAGGUUUUAGAGGCUGUGGGUCCUAUUAUUUUCCUAUCCACGGAUACAAGGAAGUUGAGAAAUGAGGGUUUUUUAAGUCCAUUUCAUCCUCGAUAUCCAGACAUUCUCACAAAUUCUGCUCACCCAAUGAGAGCUCAAGAUUUAGCAAAUGUUACUUCUUAUCGGGAAUGGGUACUACUUGGAUAUCUUGUUUGUCCAGAUGAGCUACUUCGUGUCACUAGCAUUGACAUUGCUUUGGUGGUGCUGAAGGAAAAUUUAGUUCUUACAUUAUUCAGGGAUGAGUAUGUGCUAUUGCAUGAGGAUUAUCAAUUAUAUGUUUUGCCACGGAUACUGGAAUCAAAGAAAAUGGCAAAAUCUGGACGCACCAAGCAAAAAGAAGCUGACCUAGAGUAUAGUGUCGCAAAGCAGGUUGAGAAAAUGAUAAGUGAAGUGCAUGAGCAAGCAAUACUAUCUUGUGAUUCCAUACAUCGUGAGAGGAGAAUAUUAUUAAAGCAAGAAAUUGGAAGAAUGGUGCUCUUUUUUACUGAUCAGCCAAGUUUAUUGGCUCCAAAUAUUCAGAUGGUAUUUUCUGCCUUGGCUUUGGCUCAAUGUGAAGUCUUGUGGUAUUUCCAACAUGUAGGAAUUGCAUCAUCGAAAUCCAAAACUGCUAGAAUGGUACCAGUUGAUAUAGAUCCAAGUGAUCCAACUAUCGGGUUCUUGUUGGACGGAAUGGAUCAUCUUUGCUGUCUUGUUCGCAAGUAUAUAGCAGCAAUUAGGGGAUAUGCAUUAUCAUUUCUUUCAUCUUGUGCUGGGAGAAUCCGGUUUUUGUUGGGUACUCCAGGAAUGGUGGCUCUUGACCUGGAUGCAAACUUGAAAGGACUUUUUCAGAAGAUAGUUCAGCAUCUUGAAAACAUACCAAAACCACAGGGUGAAAAUAUUUCUGCCAUCACAUGCAAUUUAUCCGAGCUGCGUAAAGAUUGGUUGUCAAUAUUGAUGAUUGUCACAUCUGCUCGAUCAUCUAUAAACAUAAGGCAUUUGGAGAAAGCAACAGUCUCAACUGGGAAGGAAGGCUUAUUAUCAGAAGGAAAUGCUGCAUACAAUUGGUCUAGAUGUGUUGAUGAACUGGAAUCUCAGCUAUCAAAGCAUGGCAGUCUUAGAAAACUGUAUUUCUACCAUCAGCACCUUGCAGCAGUAUUCAGGAACACCAUGUUUGGACCGGAAGGGCGUCCUCAGCAUUGCUGUGCAUGGCUUGGUGUGGCUAGUAGUUUUCCAGAGUGUGCUUCUUCAAUUGUUCCUGAGGAGAUAACUAAAAUUGGCCGAGAUGCAGUUCUGUAUGUAGAAUCUCUCAUUGAAUCCAUCAUGGGAGGAUUGGAAGGAUUAAUCAAUAUUCUUGAUUCUGAAGGUGGAUUUGGCUCUCUAGAGAUGCAGCUUCUUCCAGAGCAGGCAGCUGUGUUCAUGAAUUAUGCAUCAAGAGUUUCAAUUCCUUCAUCAAAACUUCCAAGAGGAGUGGCUGGUUUUCUUUUGCCUGGUCAUGAGAGCUAUCCUGAAAAUAAUAAUUCUAUCAAAAUGUUAGAAGCUGCAAUGCAGAGGUUGACAAAUUUGUGUUCAGUCUUGAAUGAUAUGGAGCCUAUAUGUGUUCUGAACCAUGUCUUUGUUCUGAGGGAGUAUAUGAGAGAAUGCAUCCUUGGGAACUUCAGAAGGAGACUGCUUACUGUACUAAAAACUGAUAAUGAUCUUCAACGACCUUCUGUUCUGGAAUCGCUGCUUCACAGACAUAUCAGCAUAGUCCAUCUAGCAGAGCAGCACAUUAGCAUGGACCUAACCCAGGGAAUCAGAGAAGUUUUACUCUCGGAGGCCUUUUCAGGGCCAGUUUCUUCUCUGCAUUUGUUUGAGAAACCAGCUGAUCUAAAUACUGGAUCAGCAGCUGAAGCGGUUUGCAACUGGUACAUUGAGAACAUUGUGAAGGAUAUAUCAGGUGCUGGAAUCCUUUUUGCACCAGUCCACAAAUGCUUCAAGAGUACGAGGCCUGUGGGUGGAUACUUCGCCGAAUCAGUUACUGAUCUUAGAGAGUUGCAAUCUUAUGUUCGUAUUUUUGGUGGCUAUGGAGUGGACAGGCUAGACAGAAUGAUGAAAGAACAUACAGCUGCACUUUUAAAUUGCAUUGACACAUCAUUGAGGUCAAACCGUGAGGUGCUAGAGGCAGUUGCUGCAGGCAUGCAUUCUGGUGAUCGUACAGAGAAAGAGUCGUAUUUGAGGCAGAUAGUGGAUAUGGACACAAUAAUUGGGUUCUGUAUUCAGGCAGGGCAAGCACUGGCCUUUGAUCAACUACUGGCAGAAGCUGCUGGAGCUGUUCUUGAAGAAGGUGUGCCCUUGAUAUAUUCAUUAUUAUCUGGGGUUGUUAAGGAUCUACCCGAUGAAAUACCUGAAAAGAAGGAAAUAAGGAGGAUGAGGGUGGUGGCAAACAGUGUUAAUUUAGUUAGUGAUCAUGAUUCUGAGUGGGUGAGAAUGAUUUUAGAAGAAGUUGGAGGUGCAAAUGAUGGUUCUUGGAGCUUGUUACCGUAUUUAUUUGCUGCCUUCAUGACAUCCAAUAUCUGGAGCUCUACUGCCUUCAACGUUGAUACUGGUGGCUUCAACAACAAUAUCCAUUGCUUGGCCAGGUGCAUCAGUGCUGUGAUUGCUGGAAGUGAGUUUGUCAGGUUGGAAAGAGAACAUCAUCAGAAAAGUUCUCUCUCAAAUGGGCAUGUUGCUGCUACUUUUGAUUCUGAAAUACAGAGCCGAUUGUCAACUGAAGCAAGCAUAAAGUCUGCAAUGCAGAUCUUUGUUAAAUUUUCUGCAGGAAUAAUACUAGAUUCUUGGAGUGAAACUAACAGGUCUAAUCUUGUUCCAAAGCUUAUCUUCCUGGACCAACUUUGCGAGAUCUCGUCAUACCUUCCAAGAAGCUCACUUGAACCCCAUGUUCCCUAUGCCAUUCUGCGAUCAAUAUAUGGCCAGUACUAUGCAAAUUCCCCAUCUGCACAGCUGGCAUUACUGAGCAUAUCACCUCGCCACUCACCUGCCGUCUCUCUGGCACAUGCAUCUCCAGGGUUCCGGCAGCUCCGUGGCGACUCUACUCCUCAGUCAAGUGCUACUGAUUCAGGUUAUUUCAGGGGAUCAUCAACAUAUAGCCAGGAACAUUCUUACGCUCCUGAUAGUGGAACCAUUCGGAGCAGUGACAGUAGGCAUCGGAAUGUUCGCCGCUCUGGUCCAUUGGAUUAUAGCUCAAGCCGUAAAGUUAAGUAUGCUGAAGGAUCAACUUCUGGGAGUACCGGUCCCAGCCCACUACCUAGGUUUGCGGUAUCAAGAUCGGGUCCUAUAUCAUACAAGUAAAAGAGCACCUGGAUUAUGCGGAAUAUGAAGGUGUCAUUGCUCAGCUAUCCAUUAAUAUACACCAUCGAUGGCAGGUCCCUUGUACAAAUUUUGGCAAUUUUUAUAUCUCUAAUUCUACUUUGUUUCUAUCUCAUUCGUGUACCAAUGCCUCCUUAGGCCAAUCAAGCUUAUCUCCGUCCUUCUAUUGUAAUUAGAAUUCCUGAACUUGGUUUCUUGUUUGAAGGCUUUUUCUCGAUUCUCAUGCUCGGUCCGUCAAUGUAUGUCUUGCUGUUGUUUGCCCCAUA
Molecule: messenger RNA, 4654 nt
Organism: Vitis vinifera (wine grape)
Lineage: Eukaryota; Viridiplantae; Streptophyta; Magnoliopsida; Vitales; Vitaceae
Product: protein NAP1
Exons: 24
Coding region: 210-4370 (1386 amino acids)
Biological process (GO): cell projection assembly; cortical actin cytoskeleton organization; cell migration
Cellular component (GO): SCAR complex
Source: RefSeq, a predicted model, not a curated record